AACUAACAGGUAUAAUCUUAACUGAGAGGUAUUCUGCGUUGUUCUGGAUUAAAGCUAGUUUACCGAAAGUGAAUCAAAACAAAGCAACUAACUAAUGCUUCUUUGAUAUCUGCUACCUUGUCUGACCAAAAGAUUAAGUAUAUUUCAUUUUAAAGUCAAAUCAGGAUCUUGUCCAGAAACCAACGCUUGAGAGAAUUCUCAGAGUGGUUUGAACCACAGUGAAAAUGAAUAGCCAACGAAACAAAUUUAAGCGUGGUCAAAAUUUUAGCACGGAAGAAGAGUUUUUGCUCAUCACUUUGGCGGCCGAGCAGAGACAUAUUUUCGAAAAUAAGAAAAAUGAUGGCGUGACCUGGAAGGAAAAGGAGCUGGCGUGGGAGAAUCUGGCGGCCACCUAUGCCAGCAAAUCGGGCGUUCAGCGCAGUGCGCUCAGCCUACGAUCGAAGUACGAAGCCUUGAAGAAGAAACUUGCAGCUGGGCUGCCGUACGGACAGCCUCCCACAAAGCCAACGGUUUCCGAAAAACUCCGACUAAUUCUUGGGGAUGAGGACUCUGGCGACGAAAACUCAGACAGCGACUGUAUUAUGAAUGAGCUGCAGACUGAGGGAUCGACUGGAGACAUAAUCGAGUUCAACGAGGAGAGCUCGCCUGAGAAUCGGACUUGCAAACCUAAAACUCCUAUAGCCUUUGAGGCGACACUGGUUGCCCCUCCAAGUGGAAGAACACAGCCAAGAAAACGUGAUUUCGGCAGUCUAUUUCAAGAGGAAAAAUUACUUUUGAUAAGGGCCCAGCGUAAUUUCUAUGAACAAGAAAAUGUACGAGCACAGGAAAAGCAUCUGGAGGAAAUGGAAACAUUAAGUGCGAAGCGGGAGUUGCUUUACCUAGAAAUCGCAGAAAAAAAAAGAAGACUUAUCGACCCUCCGAAGGAAUGAUGCCGAUUAUUCUUAAAACCUACCCUAAGACCUAUGCUAAUAGUAUCACCUCUCAAAAUAUUUACUAAUUAAAUUGUUUCUAUAAAGCUCA
Drosophila biarmipes is the source of this 1020-nucleotide messenger RNA. RefSeq lists its product as uncharacterized. The transcript is spliced from 3 exons. NCBI's taxonomy places the organism in Eukaryota, Metazoa, Arthropoda, Insecta, Diptera, Drosophilidae. The record is from RefSeq and is a predicted model, not a curated record. The coding region runs from base 225 to 929 and encodes 234 amino acids.